Annulohypoxylon maeteangense is the source of this 1305-nucleotide messenger RNA. RefSeq lists its product as uncharacterized. Bases 103 to 1041 code for a protein of 312 amino acids. The record is from RefSeq and is a predicted model, not a curated record. The transcript is spliced from 3 exons. NCBI's taxonomy places the organism in Eukaryota, Fungi, Ascomycota, Sordariomycetes, Xylariales, Hypoxylaceae.
GCUACGUUCUUCUUAUGAAGUUCAAGUUUGAACUUCUUCACCUACCUACAUUAUCUAUUCGGUAAGUAGGUAGGUAUCUAUCAUGAAUACUUAGUAGGUGUCAUGUCUUCGGAUCUCAUUUUGGAUCAACCUCAAGAUGGCUAUGCUUCGACCUCUAGCAACAACUUUGUCUGGAUAUCUGAUUCCAAUUCCUCUCGAAAACUCAUCAAAGCUCAUGUUUCGAGAAACAGCCACGCAAAGGCUAGAAGAAAACGUAUGAUUGAAUACCAACAUAUAACAAUACAGCAAGGUCAACAAGAGCAAGGCAGUCGAGCCCUUUUCGAGCUGGAUUUUCGGAAAUUAGAUCCACCAUAUUUUACCCUCAUUGCUGAUGGUGUAGGUCAGCAUUAUGGCAGUAGCAAUACUUCCGUGUAUUACCCUUCCAUCAUAUCAUCGCUUUCAGAUCCAACUUCCGAAUUUGAGUCAUAUCUGUUAAACUAUUAUAUUCAUUCAAUUAUCAAACAUCGCACCGAGGACCAUUACGUAUCUUACGAACACAUAGCUUUGCAGGAAUGGUUUCCAGUUGCCGUCGCGCACCCUGGAAUGCGAAUGGGUUUGCUCCUCUGUGCUUCCAAAAGCCUGUAUGUCCGUACAGGUGCUUCGCGAUAUCACCAGUGCGCGCUGCGCUAUAAGGCGUCUUGCUUACGCAUGCUUGGCGAUGCCGUUAAAGCUGUUAUCGGAACAACCAAAUCUCCUGCUUUUACAUCUAGAGUAGAAGACUCAACAAUUUCGAUCGCGCUACAGCUUGCGUCGGAUGAGUUCGCCGCAGGGAAUUCCAUCGCGUGGGAGAGUCAUAUCAAUGCUGUAUAUGAGAUGGUUAAGCUGAAUGGGGGCUUGGAUACUAUCAAGGGUAUGAAUGGUUUCUUGAGAGUAAUGAUAGAAGUGAUGACGUCUAAACACCUACAUGGUAUGAUAUUAACAGCUAGCUCGGAUGUCAACGACGUUUCGAAGCUAUACAAACUAGAAUAUUUCUUUCGGGGAACCACCUCAAUGAGUCGUUAGGCACUUCAGAUGCGGAAUAACGACGUUAACUACGACUAAUGUUCACUCUGUCAGGCCAUGACGAUGCAUCUGAUUUCCCUAGGUCCAGGUAUUUUACGUUCCUUUUAAUGACUAAUUCUCGUUAAAUGGUAGUCGACAUGCGCUUUUCAGAUCAUAUACUGAGGGUACCUAACUAUGCUAUGAUGGCUUCCUUUUAAUCCUUGUUAGUAGUAAGUCAUGAACUAGGCUAAGGUUAUUAAUCAUUCAGGACAUCUGGAGGAAAAA